Closterium sp. Naga37s-1 is the source of this 3486-nucleotide messenger RNA. NCBI's taxonomy places the organism in Eukaryota, Viridiplantae, Streptophyta, Zygnematophyceae, Desmidiales, Closteriaceae. The record is from the annotation of a GenBank genome assembly.
AUGUUCUUUUCGCAGCUAUUUUUGUCGAAGAAGGGCGCGCUCGGCCCGAUAUGGAUAGCGGCGCAUCUGGAGCGGAAGCUGCGGAAGAAUCAGAUUUACGAAACCGACAUCCCGCAGACCGUCGACACCAUUCUUCACCCCGAGGUCCCCAUCGCGCUGCGGCUGUCGGGGCAUCUACUGCUCGGCGUCGUGCGAAUAUACUCGCGGAAGGUGGGCUAUCUGUACGCGGAUUGCUCCGAUGCGGUGCUGCGCAUGAAGCAGGUAUUGGCGCGAGCAGCGGUGGACCUGCCCCCAGAGGCGGCAACGGCGUCGUUCCAUGCCAUCACUCUCCCGGAGCACUUCGAACUCGAGGAGCUGCUCGCCCUGCCUGACGGCGUGUUCGAGCUGCAACCUGGGGCGGUGGACAAGAGUCUCACCACUCGAGAGCAGAUCACUCUACCGGAGCCGCCGCCUGUUGAUGAUGGCUACGCGUUUGGCUCGCAGUAUCGACUGGACGGAAAGCUGCCUCAAAAUGCUCGUCGUCUCGUGGCCCUGCUCCCCCCGCCCCCACUCGAUGCAGAGCAAUUCGCGGUGGUGGAGGAGGGUGCGGUGAUGCGGCUGGUGGAAGAAGGCGAGGAGGACGGCGAGCCAUGGCUUCCCCGUGACGUGGCCCACGAGGAGGCACGAGAGGGAGGCAAGGCGGGAGGGGAGGCGACGGCAGCGGAUGAAGGGAGGGAGGCGGAGGAGGUGGCGGAGGAGAGGGGGAUGGGGGGAGAAGGGGUUGUGGGGGCGGGGGGGGCGUAUGAGCCUGAAGCGGGCCUGGAGGGGUAUGAGCCUGAGGCAGGGCUCAUGGAGCCCAUGGAUCUGGACAUGGGGUUUGGCGCGGGGAUGGAGAUGGGUGGCGAUGGGUUGGGGAUGGGUGGAGAGGGGCGAGGAGUGGUGGGGGAGGAGGGAGUGGAGGCAACGCAGCCAGUGGAAGCAGCACAGGAGGAGGCUGAGAGGCGGGAGGUGGGGGCAGCAGGGGCGGCAGGGGAAACAGCAGAGGCAGCAGCAGGGCGGGAAGCAGGAGAAGCAGGGGCAGCAGAGACAGCAGCAGCUGAGGCGGCAGCAGGGGCAGAAGAAGGAGCAGAGAGAGGGGCAGGGGCUGCACAGGCGGAGGCGGAGGCGGAGGCAGGGGCAGAAGGAGGGGCAGGGGAAGAAGGGGAGGAGGUACGUGAAGUGGAGAUGAGGCGAGCAGAAGCCGUUCCUGCUGACCAUGAGGCGCGCAGCCUAGAAGCUGCUGAAGCUGCUGCUGCCGCCGCUGCUGCUGCUGCUGGUGCUGCAGGAAAGGGGUCUGUGCCAGGCACACCACGGGCUGACGUGGCGGAGGAGAGGGAGGGGGAGGCGAGGAGAGGGGAAGGGGAGGCAGGGGAAGCGGGGCGCAUGGGCGGAAUGGUUACUCCUGGCGGGUCCAUGGGGUUUGCCACGCCUUCUGUUGGCAUUCCAGCCAUCCCCACGCCAGACUUUGCCCUCGCACCAACACCUGCACCCGCACCUGCGCACGAGGACCAGGCCGGGCCUGAACACCACGCUGCAGCUGCCGAGCCUGCUGAGGCUCACGAGCCUGCAGACGAGGCUCGGGCUGGGCUGCCCCCGAGGCCGCCGAGGCGAGGGCAGGCGAAGAGGAAGCGAGGAGCAGCAGCAGGAGGGGAUGGUGUGGGGACAGUCUUGGACUCGCUCACUGUGCUGCCCUCUGAUACGUCGUGCCUCCCUCCUCUACCCUCUUCUCCCCUCCUCUUCCCUCCUCUGCCCUCUUCUCCCCUCCUCUUCCCUCCUCUGCCCUCUUCUCCCCUCCUCUUCCCUCCUCUGCCUCUAUUGUUCUACCCUCUGAAGAAGCGUUUUGACGAGUUGGCUGCUGUUCCCUCCCUCAGAGUGUGGCCAGUACCCACUUUACGUUUUGCCUUUCCUUUUGCCCCCUCCCCUCUUUGCCCCUCACUCCCCACCACCUCCCCCCCUUCCCACCCGCACCAUUCGCCAGCAGCUCAUCUUCUAGACGACCUUGAUAGGAAGCGCCUAUCCUAUCUCGCCCUCUCCCCGCCCCAACCUCACCAUCCGCCAGCAGCUCAUUUCCCCGGACGACCUCGUGAGGAAUCAGGGCCUAACUUCUCUCUUGCCCUCUCCUGCCCACCCCCUCCCCCCCGCUCGCCUCUCCCCCCCACCAGCACCAUUCGCCAGCAGCUCAUCUCCCCAGACGACCUCGUGAGGAAGCGCCGCAGAGCCCCGCACACCCUGGUCCAGCUGGCAGCACUGCAUUGGUCCGUGGCAGGCGUGGAAGGGCUGCAUGAGCCGGCUGUAGCACAGAAUGUUGCUCCGCCUGUAGCGGGGGAUGUAGCAGGGGGUGUAGCAGGGGGUGUAGCAGGGGGUGUAGCAGGGGGUGUAGCAGGGGUAACAGAUGGAGUGGCGGCAGAUGGGGUGGCCUAUGCGUUUGCAGCCGAUGGGUUUGCACAUGGCGUGGCGGGAGUGACAGCUGCAGCUGCUGAUGGUAUAGCCGAAGGGGAGGAGGGGGCGGGUCUUGGCGCUGCUGCUCAGGUUACUCCUGGUGGAGAAGAGGGGGCGGGUUGGGUGAUGCGCCCUCACACCACCCCGGACAGUGCUGCUCCUGGGCUGGAGGGUAUGCCUGCUGUGCCCCCCACGCCCUUCACCCCCGGCUCUCCUGCUGCUCCUCUCUCCCCCGUCGCUCCUCCCUCUCCUGCUGCAAGUGGCGAGGGAGUAGCAGCAGGCGCAGAGGCAGAGGCAGCAAGUGGUGCAGAAACAGCUGCAGGAGGGGCUGAGGCAGAUGCAGGCGCAGAGGCAGUGCCGGAGCUCUUUCCUGGUGCUGGCGUGACACCGUCCACAGAGCCCUACUUCCCCCCCGCGGAUGCUGGGCUGAUGGAAGGCCCUGAGGAGGAGGGGGCAUCGGAGGAGGAACGCGAGGGAAGCGGAGGAGAGGCGAUGGCAGAGGACAGAGGGAGGGAGGCGGCAGCAGCAGAGGGGAGGGGGAGAGAGGCAACUCUAGCUGCGCUGCAUGUGUCGGAAGAGAACUUUUACUUCCUCAGAGAUGGAGGCGACAAAGAGGUGGACGAGUGGGACCCGACGGGGUCGGGCAAGCGCAAGGCAGCAGCAGCAGAGGGGCCCACAGAUGACUUUUCCAGCUGGAGCUGGCGCACCAGAGGAGCUGCCAAGUUUCUGCAGCACUCGUUGACAGCGCUGGCGGAGCAGCAGGCACUGGCGGGCGAUGGAAGGGGGGGAGCAGCAGCAGCAGGAGGAGCAGUGGGGACGGAGGAAUCGGCAGGGGUGGAUUCGGCGCGAUCGCUGCCAUCGGUGUCACUGCUGGCGGUGGUGAAGGGACGGCCGAGACGAGAGGCCGCUCGGAUGUUCUUUGAGAUCCUCGUGCUGAAGACGAGGGACUUCAUUCAAGUGCAGCAGACAGAGCCGUAUGGUGACAUCAGCAUCACAGCACAGGAUCCCCUCAUGCAAGCCGCCCUCUGA